Molecule: messenger RNA, 13082 nt
Organism: Enhydra lutris kenyoni (northern sea otter)
Lineage: Eukaryota; Metazoa; Chordata; Mammalia; Carnivora; Mustelidae
Product: A-kinase anchoring protein 13
Exons: 37
Coding region: 197-8539 (2780 amino acids)
Biological process (GO): regulation of Rho protein signal transduction; adrenergic receptor signaling pathway; positive regulation of canonical NF-kappaB signal transduction
Cellular component (GO): actin cytoskeleton; membrane
Molecular function (GO): MAP kinase scaffold activity; guanyl-nucleotide exchange factor activity
Source: RefSeq, a predicted model, not a curated record
GAGCCGGAGCAGCCGCGGUGAAGCUUCUGGGCUCAGCUGAGACCGCCGUGCCCGCUCGUUGCCUCGGCCGCCGCUGCCUCAAGCCGUCGCCGCCGCCGGGUGAGCGGCUGCCUAUUGUCCUUCUCGGUGGCGACGGUGCGGAGCUGCUCCGGCUGGGCCCGCGGGGGAGUCCCGGGCGCAGCACGUGUCCUGGGUCAUGAAACUUAAUCCACAGCAAGCUCCAUUAUAUGGCGAUUGUGUGGUUACUGUGUUGCUGGCUGAAGAGGACAAAGUUGAGGAUGAUGUAGUUUUUUACUUGGUAUUUUCGGGUUCCACCCUCCAUCACUGCACAAGUACUCGGAAGGUCAGCGCUGAUACGCUGGAGACCAUUGCUCCUGGUCACGACUGCUGUGAGACCGUGAAGGUGCUGCUCUGUGCUUCCAAGGAGGGCCUUCCCGUGUUUGUGGUGGCCGAAGAAGACUUCCAGUUCAUCCAGGAUGAGGCGUACGAUGCAGCCCAGUUCCUCGCGACCAGUGCUGGGAAUCAGCAGGCCCUGAACUUCACUCGUUUUCUUGACCGAUCAGGACCCCCAUCUGGGGAUGUGAAUUCCCUUGACGAGAAGGUCGCCCUGGCAUUCAGACACCUGAAGCUGCCCGCGGAGUGGAACGUGUUGGGGACGGAUCAGACUUUGCAGGAUGGUGGUCCCCGGGAGACGCUGAUGCAUUUUGCCGUGCGGCUGGGGCUGCUGAGGUUGACGUGGUUCCUGUUGCAGAAGCCAGGUGGCCGAGGGGCUCUCAGCAUCCACAACCAGGAAGGAGCGACACCUGUGAGCCUGGCCUUGGAGCGGGGUUAUCACAAGCUGCACCGGCUUCUAACUGAGGAGAAUGCUGGGGAACCAGACUCCUGGAGCAGUUUAUCCUAUGAAAUCCCGUAUGGAGACUGCUCUGUGAGGCAUCAUCGAGAGUUGGACGUCUAUACCUUAACCUCUGAGUCUGAAACACGUCAUGAAGUCCCAUUUCCUGGAGACAGUUGCACUGGACAUAUUUUUAAACUUAUGAACAUCCAACAGCAGCUAAUGAAAACAAAUGUUAAGCAGAUGGACAGUCCUGUGCCCUUAAUGGUGACGGCACAGGAUCCUUCAAGUCUGCCCAGUGCCCGAGAUCCAGAUGGCCGGUUUCUUUGCUGCACGUCAGAUCCCAGGGACAGCCAGCAGCGCUCGUCUCUGCCCGAAGACCCCGAGCCUCGUCCAUGUGGCCACGGGAGCACUGUGGGGGAGACUGAAAGUUCCUCCAGUUUGUCAGGUGUGGCUGCGGAAGAGAAUACAGACUGUUCUUGUAAGAAGGAAACCAAAGGUGUGGGGGGAGCAGGGGACGAGGCGGAGCCCUCACUUACUGUGGACUGUGGAGCGGUGUCUGAUCCCAGCAGCCGCCUUCUGAGCAUACCUGCUUGUGGAGGAGAGGCCACAGGAGACUUUCCAUCCGGUCAAGUCAGAAAUGGAGAAACUGGAACAAAAUCUUCUGCACUGGUCACAGACCAGGAGUCUCUAAGCACUGGAGACCGCCUCCUGCAGGGAGACAUGGCCAUGCAACCGGGCUCCGUUCCCACUCCACAUUUCUCUGGAGGGGAACUGGCAGUCAGCGUCCCAGGAACUGCAGGGGAGACAGAAUGUGGUCUCCCAAACAUCGACGCCGCCAUCCAGAAGGAUGUGCUUGAAGUAAGGGAAGGUACAAAGGAAAAGUUUGAGGACUCUCCUAUCAGCACAGCCGGAGCCUCUGACGUAAAAGUCACAAGUCAGCCUGCAGAUAAAGCCGCUGCUCCCAACGGCGUCUCUGCCACCGGCUCCCCGGGUGCUAAUGAACCUGCUGAGUCUUUACUUGCAUCUAGGAAGGGAGAAGCCUCCCCUGUGAAAACUGCAGAGACAGAAGCUUCAAGAAGUUGUGAAGGGAAUGCUGGGGCUCCCGUGGGUCAGAGCUCCCCAGUAGCUCCAGCUGCUGCAGAAGACACGACUUCAGAUGGGCUCAGUCCUUCUGCUCCCUUGGCAGGCACAAGUGAAGCAGCGUCCCCCUCCCAUCUGACCUUCCCGGGGCCACGAAAAGACGCGCCAAACAAGAGAUCGGAAACUGAUUCAUCUCCCAUUCAGAGCCAGAUCAGCCAAUCACCCCUCUGUUCUACACCUGGAGGGGACACUCCGUGUGCCACCCCUGCCUGUGGGCAGAGCACAAUGACUGCUGCGGGCGUCCUGGCUGCGGAACACUGUGGUGGCAUAGGUACCCAGCCCGAGGGCACUGCCCCAGGACUGCCCCCCACACAGCAUCUCCCCCCGGCCCUCUGCUGUGAAGGUCUCCAGGCUCACACAGCCACCCCUGACCCUCCAAGAGGCACCCAGGACCAGGCGGAAUUUUGUCCUCUUGAAGUUUCAGAUAAAGAGGGCCAGAGAAAAGAUUGGAACCUCGGAACAGCUUUAACAAAUAUGCUUGAGGUGCAGCCACAGGUGCUUGUCCCCAGCACCGAGGAAGAACUGGUACCAGACCAGGCUGUGACAUCAGACCAGACUCCUCUGGCAAGCGGGCCAGGCAGUGAAUCAGUAACCAAAGAUGACGCACUUUCUCUUGUCCCCUCCCAGAAAGAAAAGGGAACAGCAACUUCUGAACUACAUAUGGCUACAGAUGGUGGAGAUGGCCCAGGCAGAGAUUGGAGCGGUCCUGAGAAGCAGCCCUCAGAAGACGGUGCCAUAGGCCUGCCCGCACCCUCCGCUGCUCUCCAUUGUCAGCCCAGAAUGGGGAAUACCAGCCCCAUGGGACUUAGUGGGGAACAUGGGGCUCCCCGCCUUUCAGCAGCCCCCGAAGUUCUGGAUCUUGAGGAGGGCACCGACGCUUCUCUGCUGUGUGCGGGUAAGGCCACUGUGGCCUCCAAUUCCGUUCUGACUGAGGUGGGAAAAACGGAGGUGGUUCUGGAAAGCUCUGAAGCUCAAGGACAAGAUAGCAGGGAUAAAGCAGCGACUUGUGCCUCUGUUAAGGAAGACACUUGUUCCUCAGGAGCGUUUCAGGAAGAGCAGAGAACACCACCUCCUGGACAGGAGGCACUGGGGUUCUGCGGAGAGCGGAGUUCGGCUGUCUGCGCCGAGGACAGAGCACUUGAGUGCGGCAGUCCCCGGGGCGCACCCUUGGCCUGCCUGAAUGCAGAAACGGAGCAUAACCAGGAAGUGGCCCCGCCAGUCUCGCUGCUGACUGAAGGUGGGGCUGCCCAGAGCCCGGUGCCACGGGGAGCAAAUCUGGCUGCAGACCCACACCAGGAAGCCUCGGGCGCAGAGCAGAGCGGCUCAGCUGCAUUGCCAGGUGUGUCACCAGACGGGGCUGCGGCUCUUGCUCGCAGUCGGUCUUCGGCUCUGGAUAUUGGCGUGCAGAACCCUGAAUCCCAAGGUAAAAGCCGUGCUGGUGAGGUGAGCGGACAUGUGGGGUUGGAUGUUGCUGUGGUUGAUGCCACAGAAGAUACUGUCGGGGCCAGAAGAGAGGCUGUAUCACACACCGCCCAGGACCUCCCGAUUUCAGAAGCCCUGAGCCAGGAGAAGACUGUGGUCCUGGAUUUGCCGGGAGCUUCAGCAGACAAAGGUGUGCUGGAACUGCGGGGCACCGCUGCCCCCGAGAUGGUGCCUGUCGGUUGGAAGGAGGCAGACAGCGGCGGCGUGGCCCAUGGCAGCGGGGCACAGGUGGAUGCCGACGCGCGCCACGUCCUCCAGCAACCACCUGCCAGAGAGCUCCCCACGGACACCGGACUCUCAAACAGUGGUGAGCCGGCCCCAGGCAGGGCAGGGGGCACUCCCCCUCUACCCUGGGCCGUGUCUCUGCCCGAAGGAGCAGGCUCCAUUGAGGAGGCUGCGAGUCGCAUAGUGGAGGCCGUCCUGGACCAAGUCAAGUCCUCGGGAGCCCUGAUCACUGGGCAGGGGACUGGUCACAUGUCACCGUCCAGCCCUUCAGAGUCAGGCCCAGUGACUGAGCAUCCAGAGAGUGCUUCUGCAGGGAAAGGGAGCUCUUUUCUGCCUGGGCGGACCCCACACAUGGGCAGUAUCUGCGAAGAAGCCCCUGGCAGCCUUGCAGGGGGUUUGGCUGAAAGGGAGAAGCUGGAGAAGCUGGUUCUGGCCGCUGAAGGAUCUGGGCCCGCAAUAGAAAUGCCAGACUUGAAGGCUGCAGACGGAGCGGAUUGUCUGAGUAAUGCCGGGGCGAGCUCAGCCUCUGCAGAGGUGGUCGCGGGAGCCGCAGCUGCCAUGCCUGAUGUGAAGCAAGGCCUGGCGACCCAGGCGAUAAAUCGAGAAAGCUGGUGUACGAUAAAGCCGUGCCCCGAUACAGCACCUCUUUUGGCCCCCACAGAGAGCCCAGAAUGUGAGAACUUCCUGGAUGUUGGACUGGGCAGAGAGUGUGCCUCAAAACAAGGAGUCCUCAAAAGAGAAUCCGGCAGUGACUCUGACCUCUUUCACUCACCCAGCGAAGAAGUGGACAGCAUCAUCUUCCCCAAGCCGGAGGAAGAGCCAAUGGUCUGUGACAUCACCGGAUCCAGUUCGUCCACCGACGACACUGCUUCCCUGGAUCGACAUUCUUCUCAAGGCAGUGAUGUGUCCCUCCCCCAGAUUUCAAAUUUGAACAGGUCCAGAGAUCAGCAGGGUCUUGAUGGCUUCUACAGCCAUGGCGUGGGAGCUGAGGGUCGAGAGAGCGAGGGCGAAGCUGCCGGCUCAGGUGAGAUGGAGGAGGAGGAAAUGGACAGCAUCACCGAGGUGCCCGCGAACUGCUCUGUGCUGAGGAGCUCCAUGCGCUCCCUGUCCCCUUUCCGGAGGCACAGCUGGGGUCCUGGGAAGAACGCAGCCAGCGAUGCAGAAAUGAACCAGCGCAGUUCAUUGCGAGUUCUGGGGGAUGUUGUCAGGAGACCUCCCAUUCAUAGGAGAAGUUUCAGCCUAGAAGGCUUGACAGGAGGAGCUGGUGUCGGAAGCAAGCCAUCUUCAUCUCUAGAUGUGAACUCCUUAAACACCAAAGAGCUCAGGCACCCUUUCGGUGGUGAAGAAAGGGGUGACUCUUUGAUGUCACUUUCAGAAGAGGAUCUGGAAUCAGGCCAGAGAGAGCACAGGAUGCUUGAGCAGCAGGCAUGUCACAGAGCUAAACAACAGGGAUUCAAUUACUGUACAUCAGCCAUUUCCUCUCCACUAACAAAAUCCAUCUCAUUAAUGACAAUCAGCCAUCCUGCGUUGGACCAUUCACGGUCUUUCCACGGUACCAGCGCCAACCUGACUGAGAGCAUAACAGAAGAGACCUAUAGUUUCCUGCCACAAAGCCCCUCCAAGAAAGAUUUUGAAGGGAAGAGUGGAACAAAAGUCAGUCGCACAUUCAGCUACAUCAAGAAUAAAAUGUCCAGCAGUAAGAAGAGCAGAGAAAAGGAGAAAGAGAAAGAGAAGAUCAAGGAGAAGGAGAAAGAUUUGAAGGAGAAAGAAAAGGAUAAGAAGACGGUCAACGGGCACACUUUCAGUUCCAUCCCUGUCGUGGGUCCGAUCAGCUGUAGCCAGUGCGUGAAGCCUUUCACCAGCAAGGAUGCCUACACGUGUGCAGGUUGCGGUGCGUUUGUCCACAAAGGCUGCAGAGAAAGUCUGGCCUCCUGCGCAAAGGUCAAAAUGAAGCAGCCCAGAGGGAGCCUUCAGGCACAGGACACGUCUUCGCUGCCCACAGUCAUCAUGAGAAGCAAGCCCUCACAGCCCAAGGAGCGGCCUCGAUCUGCAGUCCUCCUGGCGGAUGAAGCCACUGCCAUUCCCAUGUUUGCCAACAGACGGUCCCAGCAGAGUGUCUCACUCUCCAAAAGUGUCUCCAUACAGAACAUUGCUGGAGUUGGCAAUGAUGAGAACAUAUCAAACACCUGGAAAUUCCUGUCUCAUUCAACAGACUCACUCAAUAAAAUCAGCAAGGUCAAUGAGUCAACAGAGUCGCUAACUGACGAGGGAGUAGGUACAGACAUGAAUGAAGGACAGCUAAUGGGGGACUUUGAGAUGGAAUCCAAGCAACUAGAAGCCGAGUCCUGGAGUCGCAUCGUGGACAGCAAGUUUCUGAAACAGCAAAAGAAAGAUGUGGUCAAACGGCAAGAAGUGAUUUAUGAGUUGAUGCAGACCGAGUUGCACCACAUCCGGACGCUGAAGAUCAUGAGCGACGUGUACAGCCGCGGGAUGAUGACGGAGCUGCUCUUCGAGCAGCAGACGGUGGAGAAGCUGUUCCCCUGCUUGGACGAGCUGAUCAGUAUCCAUAGCCAGUUCUUCCAGAGGAUCCUGGAGCGGAAGAAGGAGUCUCUGGUAGAUAAAAGCGAAAAGAACUUUCUCAUCAAGAGGAUGGGAGAUGUGCUGGUGAAUCAGUUUUCAGGGGGGAACGCAGAGCGCUUAAAGAAGACGUAUGGCAAGUUCUGUGGGCAGCACAACCAGUCUGUGAACUACUUUAAAGACAUUUAUACCAAGGAUAAGCGGUUCCAGGCGUUCGUGAAGAAGAAGAUGAGCAGCGCCGUGGUGAGGAGGCUGGGCAUCCCAGAGUGCAUAUUGCUGGUGACGCAGCGGAUCACCAAAUACCCAGUUUUAUUCCAAAGAAUACUGCAGUGUACCAAAGACAAUGACGUGGAGCAGGAGGAUCUGGCUCAGUCCCUGAGCCUGGUGAAGGACGUGAUAGGAGCUGUGGACAGCAAAGUGGCAAGUUACGAAAAGAAAGUGCGUCUCAAUGAGAUUUAUACGAAGACAGACAGCAAGUCGAUCAUGCGGAUGAAGAGCGGCCAGAUGUUUGCCAAGGAGGAUCUGAAGCGGAAGAAGCUUGUGCGGGACGGGGGUGUGUUUCUGAAGAACGCGGCGGGAAGGUUGAAAGAGGUUCAAGCAGUUCUGCUUACCGACAUUUUAGUGUUCCUUCAAGAGAAAGACCAGAAAUACGUCUUUGCAUCAUUGGACCAGAAAUCCACUGUGAUCUCGUUAAAGAAGCUGAUUGUCAGGGAAGUGGCCCACGAGGAGAAAGGUUUAUUCCUCAUCAGCAUGGGGAUGAAGGACCCCGAGAUGGUGGAGGUGCACGCCGGCUCCAAGGAAGAGCGGAACAGCUGGAUCCACAUCAUUCAGGACACGAUCAACACUCUGAACAGAGACGAAGAUGAAGGAAUUCCUAGCGAGAACGAGGAAGAGAAGAGGCUGCAGGACACCAAAGCCCGAGAGCUGAAAGAGCAACUCCAGCAGAAGGACCAGCAGAUCCUCCUCCUCCUGGAAGAGAAGGAGAUGAUUUUCCGAGACAUGACCGAGUGCAGCACCCCCUUGCCGGAGGAUUGCUCCUCAACGCACAGCUCUCGGAUCCUCUUCCGCUCCAACACAGAAGAGGCUCUCAAAGGAGGACCUUUAAUGAAAAGUGCAAUAAAUGAGGUGGAGAUCCUUCAAGGUUUGGUGAGUGGAAGCCUGGGAGGCACGCUGGGGCCGGCGGUCAGUAGCCCUGUUGAGCAGGAAGGCAUGGUGGGUCCUGUCUCCUUGCCCCGGAGAGCAGAGACCUUUGGAGGAUUUGACAGCCAUCAGAUGAACGCUUCAAAAGGAGGUGAGAAGGAAGAGGGAGAGGACGGCCAGGAUCUGAGGAGAACCGAGUCGGACAGCGGUCUGAAAAAGGGUGGAAAUGCUAACCUGGUAUUUAUGCUUAAAAGAAACAGUGAGCAGGUGGUCCAGAGUGUCGUUCACCUCCACGAGCUCCUCAGCGCGCUGCAGGGCGUGGUGCUGCAGCAGGACAGCUACAUCGAGGACCAGAAGCUGCUGCUGGCCGAGCGCGCGCUUACCCGGAGCUCGUCGCGCCCCAGCUCCCUGGUGGAGCAGGAGAAGCAGCGCAGCCUGGAGAAGCAGCGCCAGGACCUGGCCAACCUGCAGAAGCAGCAGGCGCAGCACCUGGAGGAGAAGCGGCGGCGCGAGCGAGAGUGGGAGGCGCGCGAGCGGGCGCUGCAGGAGCGCGAGGCGCGGCUGGCGCAGCGCGAGCAGGACGUGCGGCGCGGCCAGCAGGACCUGGAGCGCGAGCGCGAAGAGCUGCAGCUCCGCAAGGGCGCCUACCAGUGCGACCUGGAGAGGCUGCGCGCCGCGCAGAGGCAGCUGGAGCGGGAGCAGGAGCAGCUGAGGCGCGACGCCGAGCGGCUCAGCCAGAGGCAGGCGGAGCACGACGCCCAGCAGGUUUCACGUCAGCACAGCAAGCUGCUGCGGAUCCCGUCCUUCCUUCCGAAUCCGGAGGAGUCACCCUUGCCGCCUGUACCUUCCAUAGCCAAAUCGGGAUCCCUGGACUCAGAACUCUCGGUGUCCCCAAAAAGAAACAGCAUCUCUCGGACACACAAAGAUAAGGGGCCUUUUUACGUACUGAGUUCCACCAGCCAGCCAAACAGAGCCCCAGAGGGUCAGAGCCAGACCCCGGUGCCCACGUCCGCCUCCACCCGCCUGUUUGGGUUAGCUAAGCCAAAGGAGAAGAAAAAGAAGAACAAAGGCAGCCGCUCUCAGCCCGGUGAUGGCCCUAUGUCAGAAGUGCCCACAGAGGGUGAAGAGAUCUUCUGCUGACCCUGCCCUCUGCCGUGGCCACUGCCUCCUGUUCUGGCCCGUGGUCACCAGCCCCACCUCUCCUCCUGUUCCUGGGUGUGGUCUCUUACCUUGGACACAGAGCUGCCCCACGUCCUGGACCAGAGGGACAAUGAUCUGGAAGGUCAGGGUGGGGCAGCAGACCCGGGCUCAGCGGCUCACACCGAAAAAGCGGCCCAGAAGUCCAGGCGAUGGCUUCAGACACGUCAGGAAUCUCUAGAGGCUGAAAGAAAUGUGGAAAUAAGGUCUGAAAUUCUACCUUUUACUUGAGGGACACAAGCAACAGCCAAACGGCAGAUAGUUUGGACUUGGUCCGUGUACAUAGAGUUACCCUUCUGCAUAUACACGUGGGGUGUGCCAGAAUUAGGCGCCAUCUGUCGCGGAGGCCUGGUCCGCUUGGCACAGGAGGGGCCACCCGGCUCUGCUCCAGGAGCACGCGGGCCCUCGCCUCAUACACCCUCCUAGUCCUCCAAGGUGGUCCUAUCACCCUGCCCCGUGCACACCUCCUCCCUUUCUGCAUGUUUCAUUUUAGAAGGGAUGGCAAACGUUUGUGAAAACCAGUAAGAGAAGGUGUGAUGUGUUUAAAAAGCAUAUAUAUAUAUAUAUAUAUAUAUAGGCAGAUAUAUAUAUAUGUGUAUGUGUGUGUACAUAUAUAUAUGAUCUGUACCACCUUCAUUUUAGUGUUUGUCAUUUAAAAAAAAAAAAUCUAUAAUUUUAACAUGAAAUCCAAAGAAAUUAUAGUCUGGCUUUCCAGGAUGUUUGCCCACAUACUCUGGGCACAGACGAAGUAGAGAAGUCUCCACGUCCUUACUCCUGCAUGGUGACACUUUUUGGUUGUCACUGACCCACAGCCUCCUUGACACCAUGCCGAGGGCAGCGGCAGCAAGGUUGUCCCCACCCCUGCACUAAGACAGUGGCCCCGUUGGUUCAGGGGAAGGCGUUCGGCCCCUCUGUCAUCGUCAUCAUUUUUAGACCAGUUCGGCCCGAGAGGUAGCCGGCCCCGGUGCGGCUGGGAAGCGUGCUCGUUCUGUAGCGGGAGGCCAGGCCGGGAUUUGAUUUCUUGAAACGUUUCUCCAAUCUAAAGGUCUGUUGGUUACUGUAUUCCGCCCCCUCGAAGGUGUGCCCCAGACGCGGCCUGGCUUCCCUUCUGUCUCCCGCGCUGGCGGGGUCCCUGAUUGCUGGAGGCUCGCCGCAGUGCUAGAGCAGGACGGUUCUUGGAGGUCCUCGGAGCCCCCCUCUCCCUGCUGGACUCCAUACUCCCCGCACGGGGAGACCCUGGAAACGUCUGUGCUUUCCGUGUGCCCUCCCCUUCCUGCUCUUUGCCCCUCGGGAGCAUGGGUCUUUGAACAUACCUUUUAAGAAAACAAAAUCUGCAACUUGGUGCUUGUUGAUGAGUUGCAAGCUGGCCUUGCCGAUGGAGAUAUUUAUCUUUCAGUUUAUUUGAAAGAGGUCUGCUUUAAAAUUGUUAGCUUAGACUUAUUUAUUGUGUGUGUGUGUGUGUGUGUGUGUGUGUGUGUGUGUGUGUGGUAAGGGUGAGCACCCCAGCCCAACGGCUUCCGCUGUCUGGUCCGUGCAGAACGUGAACAGCGCUGCUCGCUCCUCCGUGUCUGUCAAAGUGCCUUGAGGGCCCAAAGGAAAGUUAAAGGUUGGGGAAGGGGAAUCCAUUUCCUUCCCUUCUCUCACCCCCCACCUCCUCCUUGGAUCAAGGGAUGUCUUCUCCCUUGCCUGAGUCAAGAAACUUGUCACCUGUGAGUUACAUUCACCUGUUUGUGUCUCAGAAAUUUCUUAGCCUGCAGAAGCAGACUGUAAGAACAAAACCAGCUAAGCUAAUCAUCUUUUGAACCACGGUGUACCACCCCCCCUCCGGCCCCGAACAGUGAAAAGAUAGGUUACUUCCUGGCCUUGGUCCACACUGCUCCGAGCCACAGCCACGCCUGCCACGGUUCUCCUCGAAGCACAUGGAGCGCAGGGUCUGUCCCCCUCUGGGGCUCACCGUCCCGCUCGCCGUGGGCCGCUGGAGGGAAUGGCACCUGGGAGGGAAGGCUGCAUCCUUCCUGCUCGGUGUCACCGUAGGCCAGGCCCCUGUGUUCCCUGAGCUUGCACUCGGUGCUGGCAAGAUGGGCCCUCACGUCUGCUCGCCACUGACGCGCUGUGGACCCCGAGUUUCUGGCCCCUGCUGCCCAGCUUGAAAGUGUCUUUUACUCAACUACGUUUGAGCUGAUGUUUGGGCUGCUUUGCGGGUGGUGGUGAUGGUGGUGGCUUUGCCUGCGCCCACCCGCGAGUCACUGAGCUCGCUCAGGUUCUGGGUAGACACGUGCAGAACCGGAUUUGGAGGGGAGCCUCCCGCGUCCGCCCCACCUUCAUGGAAAGCCGAGUUCACAGCGCAGAGAGACAACGGCUUCCUGGGAGCCGCGCUGUGACAGGUCUUUCUCAUCCCCUCCGGAAACUGCACUCCGGGACCUCCUUUGCCGGGCUUGGAGAGCUGCCGGGAUUGUUGCUGCUUGUGCUUGUCACCUUGAGAACCACUCUGGUUCCGGAGGCUGAGGCCUCAUCUGGGCUCUUUUCUUGUGAGAAGGGGUCGUCUGCCCAGGGGACUCGAAGGCCGUUCCCUCUUGUGUCGUCCAGGAAGCUCCAGAAAGCAAAUGCCUGACACCAGCCAGAGCCCCCAGAUUUCCAGAGUCUAGUGAAGUUCCUGGAGGGAGGCUCAGUUCCUGGAGGGAGGCUCAGUUCUGUCUCAAAAAUUCUAUCAUCUCAGAAGUUGUCAUCCCAGUUGGGUGACAUGCACUUUAAAUGCUCUCAUCUGUUGGCUUCUUUUUUGGGACAAUCAGCUAUGUGAACUCUUCUUCUUUGAAAACAGAGAGGGUUAAAAACAUGCAAAUUGCCAUGAUUCAGCCUUUGCCAACAUUCCAUUCUUUACCCCCAUGAGAGCGAUCUGUGGGGAAGAAAUCCUUAUCAAGAUUUUUUUUUUUUUUUUUUUUUUUUUUUUGAAAAGGUACGAAUCUUACCUUUCUCCCUCUUACGUCUCAGGGUAGCACCACUGACGUCGUCUCUUUGAGAAGAGAAUGUUCUCAUUCUCUUCCUGAGCCCCUAUGAGCUAGCAGGAAGCACAAAUUUUCAAGACCCUUGGGGUUUGUUGUACCUUUCCUGGGAAGGGGGGCAGGUAUGGUGGUGCAGGGGUUUAAUAAGGUGGACUCUGCCUUAAGCAAGGGGCAGAACCAUACCUUAGAGGCCAGGACUUGAUCCAGAAGUUGGGUGUUCACAGAAGUACUUAAUAUUUCAUUGCUUGGUCUCUAAGGCCUCUCCAUAGCCAGUUCUCUCUCCCCGAGGAUUUGGGCGUUUGCCCCAAGGAGGGCUUGCAGAGGGGGCUGAGUCAACUCCAGUGUUGAUGGGUGACGGGUUGUGCCCAGGCCAGCCGAGCCCUGGGAGGGUGUUGGAGACACUGUUCUGGUGAUGGGCCUCUGGCCAUACACACGUGGCUUGGACGGGCCCCCAGAGGGGAUCGGCGUCCUUGGCCUGUGGGAGCCCGGAACCAGCCCUGUAGGUUAGAUGGCAGUGGUUGAGUGACAUGCGUGCCUCGCGCGCCCGCCUUCCGGCUGGACACACACAUGCCGGUGGUGCUGGGCCCGCAUCCCAGCCCCGCGCUCUCGCGCUCACUGACACACAGAGAUGAGAGGAGGGCAAGGAGUUUGUUGUGGUUUGCGUCUUUUUUCUUCCAGCAUCGCCAAACAUUCCUAGUUAACCAGAGCUUUGGGAUCUACUGCCUGCUGGCCAGGUUUUAAAGUGGAAAGUAUUUUAAUGCUGCCAUAAAAGUAAAAUCAAAAAAAUGAAAACAAAAAAAAAGGAAGGGAAAAACAAAGCCUUCUUUCCUUGUACUCAUCUAAUUUAAUUUGUCAAAAGAUUGACAGGCCUUGAAUUAAUUCUCCAUCUCGCUAAGGUUGAAAGCCGGGCAAACCCAGCCGGCUAACGGCCUCCGGCCCCAGAACACGCCACCCUGCUCUGCACGCCUGGCCUGUGCCAGGGGCCCCUCUCUGCCGCGAAGCAGAGGGUGCUGCCCCCCCAACCCUGCCUCUUCACCCCCGAUACUCACCCAGCUUGAGCUCUCCUGCCUUUCGCAGCCACCCGACAGGCCCGUCCGGUCAGCUUGCCCGUAGUCAUGGUUCAGCCUGUGGUUUCCCGUGUUCCUUACCCGCUGCGGGCGUGGGAGACGCCCGGACCUGCAGGAGGGCAAUUCCCGUACACCUUAUACCUCUGCUUUUGUGGUUUUCAACUGCUAGACAAACAUUUCUGUGCUAGAUUCUUUUAAAUAAAAAGGGGUUAAAACCCAGAUGCUGUAUAUUAAUUUGUAAUUAUGUAUAAAGUAAAGCAGUUUUAAACUGUAAAAAAAAUUUUUCAGUGUGUUUUCUGGGAUUUUGCCACAACAUACUGGCUUUGUAUUUUAUUUAUCUUCCUUUCUAGUUAUUGGCUUCAGACUCUACCUGUAAAGUCCCCUCCACCCUUUCAAAAAAUAAAUGUCCUUUAAGUUUCA